AUGAGUCUUUUGGUUCCUACUUUUCCAUCAGUUCCUAAGCCAAAGAAGUGGAAACCCUUGGUUUUAAAAUUAUCUUUGGAACCAGAGGCCUUUGCCUGUAAACCACCGGUGUCGCCAACUACUCCAACAUUGAUUGCUGUCACAAGUUCUUCGACUUCAAAGGCCAUGGUGCAGGAAACAAUUUCUCCUUCACCUACCAUGACUAAAGACAUUUUUCCUAAAACAACUUGUUCACCUUCAGUUGACCCUUUCACUGGAGAGCUUCCAGAAGUUUUUCUGCAGAGGCAUGUGCAGACGACUUCAGACAGAGUGAGUGGUGCUGAGCUGUACACUGAAGCUUGUAAACAAUUGGGAGUAGUUCCCGUCACAUAUUUCAUUCGCAACAUUGAUAGCCCUCACAUGAAUCUAAAUCACCAUGGACUGGGACCCAAGGGAGCCAGAGCCCUGGCUAUUGCACUGGUGAACAAUAACAAGAUAAUAAGCAUGGGACUUGAAGAUAAUUGGAUCCUUGGAGAAGGAGCCAAAUACUUCGCAGAAAUGUUAAAACAGAACUGCUUUAUUCAAGAUUUGAACCUAUCUAAUAACCAUUUGCAAUAUCAGGGAGCUGAGGCCAUUGCAAAGCUAUUACCAGACAACAUUGGUCUAAAAUCCAUCCAACUUUCAGGAAAUGAAUUUCGAGAAGAAUCAGCCAGGAUUCUUUCAGAGUACCUUUCAUUUAAUUACAGAAUCAAGGAGCUGGAUUUGAGUCACAAUGAAUUCUCUGAGAAAGGAGGUGAGCUGCUCGGACAAAUGCUGGCCAGUAAUGAGGGUCUGGAGGUGCUUAAUCUAAGUUGGAACCACUUGCGGCUAAAGGGAUCAGUGGCUGUUAGUGCAGGGCUGAAGGUGAACACAACAUUAAAAUCCCUGGAUCUUUCAUGGAAUGGCUUCGGAAAUGAGGGUGCCCUAGCACUAGGGGAGGCACUGAAAUUCAACAAUGUGUUAUUGCACUUGGAUGUUAGCAGCAAUCACAUCACUAACGAGGGGGCACGCAUGCUAUGCAAGGGACUAGAAGUCAAUGACACUUUGAAAGUUCUGAAGCUAGCCCUGAAUCCGCUGACUGUCGAAGGUGCAUUUGCUCUGCUGACCACUGUGAAAAAUAGUCUGAAGUCAGUGCUGGAGGAACUUGACCUUUCUAAUGUGCUAGUGAAUGAAAACUUCCUGGAGCUGCUUGAAGCCACUUGUCAGGAGCGCCCAAGCCUUCAAGUGAAAUAUGGUGGAGUAGGAGGCUUUAUUGCAAAGAAACCUAAGCGCCGCCCUGAUCCAAUGAAAAUCAUUCAGGUAAUGGCUAUAAAAGAGAAAUUGUACCUAUCAAAGUAUUUUUCAAAAGUUCAUUUAGACAAAACAAGUUUGUGCUGGCUUGGUACAACCUACAAGAUUCAGGUGCUGGAUUUUAUUGUGAACCACAAUCAGAAGACUGAAAGAUCUCUAAAUUUAGAGGUUGGAUGUGAAGCUCAUGGGAAGUGA
Protopterus annectens (West African lungfish) is the source of this 1503-nucleotide messenger RNA. Its product is annotated as leucine-rich repeat-containing protein 74A-like. Gene Ontology annotation, molecular function: protein binding. Bases 1 to 1503 code for a protein of 500 amino acids. The transcript is spliced from 11 exons. The record is from RefSeq and is a predicted model, not a curated record. NCBI's taxonomy places the organism in Eukaryota, Metazoa, Chordata, Ceratodontiformes, Protopteridae.